Molecule: messenger RNA, 2797 nt
Organism: Anopheles bellator
Lineage: Eukaryota; Metazoa; Arthropoda; Insecta; Diptera; Culicidae
Product: transcriptional repressor CTCFL-like
Exons: 4
Coding region: 123-2411 (762 amino acids)
Biological process (GO): regulation of transcription by RNA polymerase II
Cellular component (GO): nucleus
Molecular function (GO): DNA-binding transcription activator activity, RNA polymerase II-specific; RNA polymerase II cis-regulatory region sequence-specific DNA binding
Source: RefSeq, a predicted model, not a curated record
CACAUAAUUCCGCCGAAGUACAGAGAACUGAACAGUGAAGCUGCGCUAUCGAUUGAAAGAGAAAAAGUGGCAAGAACGGGUGUUAUCUAAGCAAGGGCGCAGCAUUGGAGCUUAGCGUAACAAUGAAUUCCAAACGCACGAAACAGGAAGCGAGUGUGGGUAUUAAAAGGUACUUCCGUUCGGUAACCUCGGAUGGUGGGACGCCGGAAACGCCAGCCACCAGAAAGGGUCGCUCGAGCACGGCCGAGGCUACGCAGCCAACGCCAAGUGCGCCGUUGAAGGUGACGAAACAGGAGAAGCCGGACGAUGUCGAGUUGAUGAUGCCUUCGGAGCAAGACGAAGAAGAAGGUGGCUGCUAUUUCGUGGACCAGAAGGGCAAUUACUACUAUCAGGCCAGCGAAGACGCGGAACCGGUCCUGACGAACCUGGGCGCCGAACCGUUCGAUGAGGAUAAUGCUGAGGGGAUCAAGGCCGAGCAGGACGUUAGCUACGUGCUAAUCAUGGACGACGGUGAGCACAAGUCUACGAUCGUGGCCGAUACGCAGGACACCAACAUAGAGGACGAAGAUAAUGAGAUCUACACAUUCGAGGAGCAAGAGCUGCCAUCCGACGAUGCUAAGGGAAACAAGCAGAGACGCAAAAAAGGCGGCCAACCGGCGAGCGGUUCAACGUACAUGUGUAACUACUGUAACUAUACCAGCAACAAGCUGUUUCUGCUUUCGCGUCACCUCAAGUCACACUCCGAGGACCGGCCGCACAAGUGUUCGGUGUGCGAGCGAGGCUUCAAAACGCUCGCCUCGCUGCAGAACCACGUCAACACGCACACCGGAACCAAGCCCCACCGAUGCAAGCACUGCGCGACGUGCUUCACAACGUCCGGGGAGCUGGUGCGCCAUGUCCGCUAUCGCCACACCCUCGAGCGACCACACAAGUGCAACGAGUGCGACUAUUCUAGUGUCGAGUUAAGCAAAUUGAAGCGCCACAUUAGGACACACACGGGCGAGAAACCGUUCCAGUGUCCACACUGCACGUACGCAUCGCCGGAUAAGUUCAAACUGACGCGCCACUUGCGUAUACACACCGGCGAAAAGCCGUACAGCUGUGACGUGUGCUUUGCGCGCUUCACACAGUCGAACUCGCUGAAGGCACACAAAAUGAUCCAUCAAGUGGGCGACAAACCCGUGUACCAGUGUGACCUGUGUCCGACAACGUGCGGUCGCAAGACCGAUCUGCGCAUUCACGUGCAGAAGCUGCACACCGCCGACAAACCGAUCAAGUGCAAACGCUGUGACAGCAUGUUUCCCGAUCGGUACUCGUACAAGAUUCACGCCAAGACGCACGAUGGCGAAAAGUGCUACAAGUGUGAUUUCUGCCCGUACGCGUCGAUUUCGAUGCGCCAUCUCGAGUCGCAUCUGCUGCUACACACCGACCAGAAACCGUUCAAGUGUGACACGUGCUCGCAUUCGUUCCGUCAGAAGCAGCUCCUGAAGCGACACAUCAAUCUCUACCACAACCCGGACUACAUACAGCCGGAACCGCUGGUGAAAACGCACGCCUGUCCGAGCUGCCCGCGGCGCUUCCGGCACAAGGGCAACCUCAUGCGGCACAUGUCGAUGCACGAUCCAGAAUCGGCGAUGCACGCCGAACUGGUGGCUUUGCGCGAGGGUCGGCAGAAGAAGGUACAGAUCACGCUGGAGGAGGGAACGUACUACGACGAGGACGACGAGCUGGAAAUAGAGGAAGAGGAGGACUAUGAAAUCGAGACGCACGAGGAAGGGAAGGACCAACAGCCCAAAAGUACACCCGUACAGGACGCCACGAGUGAUGUCUACACCGUCGAGGAAGACGAUGGACAGUUUGUGGUGCUGGAGGUGAUACAGCUGCAGGAUCAGGAUAAAACGAGUAAGAAAAUCAAACGCGAGGAGACCGCAGCGACCACGACCACAAACCUUGCUAGACCACGUACCAAACAACGGAAGGUGGAAACCACGAAAAUGGUCGCGCAGAAGGUGAAAAUAAAGAAGGAAACGCUAGAGGUGCGGCAAGACGACGCUUCGCUGGACGGGGAGCAGAUUUCCCUGGUCCUGGCUCCCACGGAAGAGAAUGAUGACGGCGAAACGGAGAUUGUAAUCGAACGGCAGGACUCUGACAACGAGUUUGAACUCUCGUCCGCAGGUACUGUGCCAGUGGCUGUCGGCAAACGGGUCCGUUCGACUAACCAUCUGUUCGUUUUAGAUCUGGAAAAUGCAGAAAUGUUGAUGUCUUCUCGGGAGCGCUUCGACAUCGCCACCAUCACCGUGAGCCAAAGAGAUAUCGAGAAGAACAUGAACAACUGCUUCGGGUUUGAGGACGACGAUGACGACGACGACGAGGACAUGGAGCAAAAGCCGACGAUGACGUUGCUUAACUGAAGCGUGGGGCACGCGACCAAGCAUACCUAUUUUAUGCUGCAUCCCCCUUGGCUAUGAAACUGACGCUUCCCUCGGCUGAGUAGAAGAACCUGGUGUUCUUUUUGAAAUGUGCCACCAGUACGCCUCGUCGAUGAGUUGACAUCAAACCCAUGUGACGCAUGAGAAUUAGGUAGAAAGACUGCGAUGAAGACCAGCUUUCCAGCGUUUUCCAGCGCGCCAUCGGAAUAAAGACGCGUUUCGUUCAUUAUCAAGCGAAUACAAUAACGUAAAGCGGCGUAAAAGCUUAAGUGUUUGUAGCUAUUGCCCUCUUCUACUUGUAAGUUAUUAUUUAAACAAAAUCGUCACUAAGCGAUGUGGCAUGUACAGGUGUAGUCAUCAAUUUCUCU